Molecule: messenger RNA, 2457 nt
Organism: Salarias fasciatus (jewelled blenny)
Lineage: Eukaryota; Metazoa; Chordata; Actinopteri; Blenniiformes; Blenniidae
Product: phosphatidylinositol 3,4,5-trisphosphate 3-phosphatase and dual-specificity protein phosphatase PTEN
Exons: 10
Coding region: 780-2177 (465 amino acids)
Biological process (GO): cell motility; negative regulation of cell population proliferation; phosphatidylinositol 3-kinase/protein kinase B signal transduction
Cellular component (GO): cytosol; cell projection; plasma membrane
Molecular function (GO): phosphatidylinositol-3,4-bisphosphate 3-phosphatase activity; protein tyrosine phosphatase activity; inositol-1,3,4,5-tetrakisphosphate 3-phosphatase activity
Source: RefSeq, a predicted model, not a curated record
UGCAUUUGCGUGCUUUAUUUGGAGCUGCGGGACUAUGUGCUGAGGGCGGCGGGAUACGUGUUGUAAAAUCCCAGCCUGCGCUACCUUCUUUUUUUCCUUCGGUGGAGGCCAUGAUGGGAGCCUGAGAGUUCAGCUGGAGCGGCAGCGGAGAGAAAAGAAGAUGAUUCCCCGGGACCGAGCUGUCAAACCUGCCUCUGCGCGCUUUUAAUCCGCGUAUAGUCCGUAUACAUUCAAGGUGGAGCCUGUCACUCUUUUUCAGAUGUGUUCUCGGCGGUCGGUUGAUGACAAUGUUGAAUCGUUAGGAGGCUUUUGGAUCGAAAAAGGAGGUAGCGUUAGCUGCGCUAGCUAGCUAGUUAGCUAGCGAGCUAGCUACGUCUUUACGGGUUUCGAGAACCGGUGAGUUCCCCGCUCUUCUGCUGUCGAUCCCGGCAGCUGCCGCUGAGCCGUCAGCUUGGACCGUGUUCGGGAUCGAAGGGUGUUUCCGAGGACAACUGCAUGUAUUUUAUUCGGAGGGUGUUUGCAAGACUAAUUGCAGGAUUUGGGGAAAGUCGGGCCUGCGCGGAGGAGCACAGCAAGGCCCGUCUUUAUGAUCCAGAGGAAGCCCAUAUAAUCCCACCGACAGCUACUGCCAGCCCCGCUGGCUCUCUACGAGGACCUGCAGAAAUCCAGCCACCGAGAGCGGGGCCACACUGACUGCGACAUACACGCCACCAGACGGCCGAGACUCGAUAAACCUGUUUUUAUCAUUUACCACAUAUAGACUCCUGUCACCUGCCACAAUGGCUGGGAUUUUAAAAGAAAUGGUCAGCCGGAACAAAAGGAGAUACCAAGAGGAUGGUUUCGACUUGGACUUAACAUAUAUCUACCCAAACAUCAUUGCUAUGGGCUUCCCUGCAGAGAGACUUGAAGGCGUGUACAGAAACAAUAUAGACGAUGUAGUACGGUUUUUGGAUUCGAAGCAUAAAAACCAUUACAAAAUCUACAACCUCUGCGCAGAAAGACACUACGAUGCUGCCAAAUUUAACUGCAGAGUUGCACAGUACCCCUUCGAAGACCACAACCCUCCUCAGCUGGAGCUAAUUAAGCCGUUUUGUGAAGACCUGGACCAGUGGCUCAGCGAGGAUGACAAUCACGUGGCGGCCAUCCACUGUAAAGCCGGGAAGGGCCGCACCGGAGUCAUGAUCUGCGCUUAUCUCCUCCAUCGUGGCAAAUUCCUGGAGGCCCACGAAGCACUUGACUUUUACGGGGAAGUCAGAACAAGAGACAAGAAGGGAGUAACGAUCCCGAGCCAGCGCCGUUACGUCUACUACUACAGCUACCUACUGAAGAACCAGCUAGAGUACAAGCCGGUGGCGCUCCUCUUCCACAAAAUGGUGUUCGAGACUCUCCCCAUGUUCAGCGGGGGCACCUGCAGGGACAGUACCGUUAAAAACAGGAGCGAGCCGACCCCUCAGGGCUUCAAGAAAGGGAAUUGGCAUUGGGAUCCCCAGUUCGUGGUGUACCAGCUGAAAGUGAAGAUCCACACGUCGAACCCCGCUCACACGCGGCGCGAGGACAAGCACAUGUUUUUCGAAUUCCCCCAGCCGCUGCCAGUGUGCGGAGACAUCAAAGUGGAGUUCUUCCAUAAACAGAAUAAGAUGAUGAAGAAGGAUAAAAUGUUUCACUUCUGGGUGAACACCUUCUUCAUCCCCGGACCAGAGGAGAGUGCAGACAAGAUGGAGAACGGGGCGCUGAACAAUGCAGAGAGCCAGCAGAAAGGACCAGAACCAAUGACGGGCCAAGGCUCACAACGGGGCGACGGAGUCGCGGACAGCGACAGGGAUAGGGCCAAGGACAGCGACAGGGUCAAGGACGGCGACAGGGACAGGUUCAAGGACAGCGACAGGUUCAAGGACAGCGACAGGGACUACCUCAUCCUGACGCUCACUAAGAACGACUUAGACAAGGCCAACAAAGACAAAGCUAACCGAUACUUCUCGCCAAACUUCAAGGUGAAGUUGUAUUUUACGAAAACCGUGGAGGAGCCUUCGAAUUCUGAGGCUAGCACUUCGACAUCCGUCACCCCGGACGUUAGCGACAAUGAGCCAGACCAUUAUCGAUAUUCAGACACCACUGACUCUGAUCCGGAAAAUGAACCUUUUGAUGAAGAGCAGCACACGCAAAUCACGAAAGUGUGAACUCUUUUUAAAAACAGGAAAAGAAGAAAUUAUACACCAGAAAAAAAAAAGGAGAAAACUUGAAUAUGAACUCAAAAGAAGAACCUUUGUCCCUUCCCUCCCCCAGACGGCAAUAGAAUAUCACCAUGUCAAAUGCCAAUUUUAGGGAAAAAAGAUAAAUAUCCUGACCAAUAUAUUGUUUUUUAAGUUUAUUUUAUUUUUCUUUUUUCUUUGGCACGGCCAUGUACCAUGUGCGAGGUAUUGACACUGUUGCCCCAUGGGAAAAGGUGCUGUAGCUAUA